This is a messenger RNA of Geodia barretti, 891 nucleotides long. The record is from the annotation of a GenBank genome assembly. NCBI's taxonomy places the organism in Eukaryota, Metazoa, Porifera, Demospongiae, Tetractinellida, Geodiidae.
AUGAUGGCCGAGGGACGUCGUAUGCAGAGCAUCAGAUCACCGUGGGCCGCCACGUUUGACCAGUUCGCCGGAUCGAUUCGGAACUCCGCGAUCAUCGCGGCUCCGUUCAUCACUCGCGCGCCGGUUGAACGAUUGGUAGCAAAGUUGGGCAUAAGGCGGCGGUCAGUGCGUCUGAACUUGCUGACCAAUCUGGCAGCGGACAAUGCAAUCAGCGGUUCGUUGGACGUUGGAGCGUUGGCAUGGCUAUGCGAACGCGUACCAAACACGGUGGUCAGACAUUUGCGUUACCUGCACGCGAAAGCCUACGUCGCUGAUGAACGCCUCGCGAUUGUCACCUCGUCCAACCUUACCAACGGAGGUCUCUACCGCAAUCACGAACUGGGGCUUGCCAUCACCGCACCGCCAGCCGUCAAGGACAUAGUCGACAACUUGACGGAGUACGGAAAUCUGGGCGUCUUGGUGCCAUGCGAUGACCUGACUGACCUGGGUAUGUUGGUACGACGGGCCCAAGAACAGCAAAACUUCGCUAACCAAUUUGCGCCGGGCGUUGCAGGGACUAAAUAUCAAGCUAUCGUCAACCGAAUCGACGAGCGAUUAGUUCAACUCCGGACUGCGGGCGAAGAGUUCGCGAUUAACCCGAAACGUUCGAUCACUGCUCAAUUGGCAGACGCGGUCAAGUAUGUGUUGCGUGUGCAAGGACCGCUGCCGACCAGUGAAAUCAACCCGUUGGUCCGAGAUCUCAAACCAGAGCUUUGCGACGACGAGGUGGAUAGGGUGAUAAACGGGCAGUCGUUCGGCAAGAGAUGGAAGCACGACGUACGCAACGCCCAACAGCAGUUGAAGCGGGAUGGCCUGAUUGUGCUGGAAAAUCGCAGAUGGCGACUGGUCUGA